AUGACGUCAUCGUCCGUCCAGGUUGUGUCCAGGGAAGGCGAGGAGGCGUUUGUCGUCCUCCGGGACGUCCUGAAAGAGACCAAACAGACGGCGCUUCACGAUAUCAUUAAAGAUGUGAAAAUUGACGUCAACCAUGACAACACACCCGAAGUCAUAAAGAAGAAGUUGGCAGAGGCGACGAAGGCUAGGAACAGGAGCAGGAUAGAGAAAGCCAUUGCUGAUUACAAGGAUCACGGCCUCUCACAGACUGAAGACAUCUACAAGGAGGCGACAAGGACCCUGAGGCUGCUGACUGCCAGAGAAGAUCUGAAGGCGGCCAUCAACUCUAGACAGAAAGACCAGCUAAAGGAAGCGAUGCAGGGGUGUUCCGAGUUCAAGGACGAGCUGAAGAAAGAGCUGAACGAGGCGAAGAGAGUAUUGGACGCCGUCCUACACCUGGAGACAUUACGUCACAAAAUCAUGGCCAUGAACCAGGCCACCGUGGCUGAGCUGAAGACGUACAACCAGCCUCCUCCUGCUGUCAAUCAAGUCAUGAUGGCGACAUUCCUGUUGCUUGGCAACUCAAAGGCGCAGAUCAAGGAUUGGCAGUUACUCCAAACACUGAUGGGUAAGACAGGGAAACAAAGCCUGAAGAGGCGAAUCAAGAAAUGCCAGCCAGCCAAGCUGAGUCCAGAGACGGUAGCAGAGGCCAAGAGGCUACUACAGGACAAUGACCUGACCUUGGAAUCUGUGAGGAGCGUCAGCAACGGAGCAGCGACGUUCUACGUCUGGUCGAUGGGGAUGAUCGAGGAAGUGGAACAGUUGACCAAACCAAAGGAGAGUGCAAUCCAGCAGCUCACCAAGGCCAGAUAAAGAGCAUAACGUCCAUCCAAUGUGUCAUGUUUAUUGAAUAUGUUGGAGACUGAGUCUUGUAGAUAUCAAAAAAAUAAUCUACGCAGGGCAAAACGAAACAGUUGGCAUUUUGUGAUCAUCUGUACAUAUGUGCAAACCACUUGAUGUAUCUUAUACAUACGUUUGUUGGUGCAUUGUUGAUCUCUAUCGGUUUCCCUUCAGUUAGAGUCGUUCUUGCCGAAAAGGUAAAUAGUACACUGGCUUGGAAAUGUUGAACUUAUUUGCAGAACAGAGAUUUAGCAUUGAUGUACAUAUCUUUUUGUGAAUUAUUUGAAGAACAGCAAUCUAGUACAUAUGCUGUACAUAUUUUCAGUGCAUUAUUUGAAGAACAGAGAUCUAGCAUUGAUGUACAUAUUCUAGUGAAAUAUUUUGAUUCUUGAGUUUCUGCUAUGAAUGGUCAAAUAAAUUUCCUACGUUUUC
Molecule: messenger RNA, 1311 nt
Organism: Branchiostoma floridae (Florida lancelet)
Lineage: Eukaryota; Metazoa; Chordata; Leptocardii; Amphioxiformes; Branchiostomatidae
Exons: 5
Coding region: 1-852 (283 amino acids)
Biological process (GO): microtubule-based movement
Cellular component (GO): dynein complex
Molecular function (GO): minus-end-directed microtubule motor activity; dynein intermediate chain binding; dynein light intermediate chain binding
Source: RefSeq, a predicted model, not a curated record